Eubalaena glacialis (North Atlantic right whale) is the source of this 3601-nucleotide messenger RNA. It is a transcript of the gene TMEM164, whose product is annotated as transmembrane protein 164. The record is from RefSeq and is a predicted model, not a curated record. Lineage: Eukaryota; Metazoa; Chordata; Mammalia; Artiodactyla; Balaenidae. The transcript is spliced from 7 exons. Bases 374 to 1267 code for a protein of 297 amino acids.
AAUUGGCUCGGAGGGGCCAGUCGGCGGCGAAGUUGCUCGCUGGGGGCAGAGACGGCCACGCGGUUGCAGGAGUAAGCGAUCCCCCUGUGGCGAAUUGGCCAACGGCUCGUUUCCACCCUGCCUCGUUGGUGGCCACUGGAGAAGCGCGGGGGGCUCCCCAGACAGCCGUGGGGACAAGUUAGAGCCAGCACUUUGCCCCGGGCCUCGCGUGUAGCUUCCCGUCCCCUGCUCUAGGUGCCCUGGUGUCCGGAGGGGGGUGCGGGUGCGGGGGUGUGCCCUCCGUACAUGUCCCACCACCCGGGCCACCCUCUGGGCUUGUGUUCCAUCUCGCUCUUGCUUCCUGCACGGUGGUCGAGGGGAACCACUUUGCAUCAUGUCCCGGUAUAGCUACCAAAGUCUCCUGGACUGGCUCUAUGGGGGCGUGGACCCCAGCUUUGCAGGCAAUGGGGGCCCCGACUGUGCUGCCUUCCUCUCUUGGCAGCAGCGGCUGCUGGAAAGUGUGGUGGUCCUGACCCUGGCCCUGUUGGAGAUCCUGGUGGCCCUGCGGUACAUCCUGAGGCAGACGAAGGAGGACGGUAGGGGUGGCCGUGGCUGCCAGCCAGAGCAGGUGACCCAGCGGCCAGAGGAAGGCAAAGAGAGCCUGAGCAAGAAUCUGCUCUUAGUAGCCCUGUGCCUGACCUUCGGGGUGGAGGUGGGCUUUAAGUUCGCCACCAAGACCGUCAUCUACCUGCUCAACCCCUGUCACCUGGUCACCAUGAUGCAUAUCUUUCUCCUGGCCUGCCCUCCAUGUCCGGGAGCUGUCGUCGUCUUCAAGCUACAGAUGCACAUGUUGAAUGGAGCUCUUCUUGCCCUGCUGUUUCCUGUGGUAAAUACGCGGCUGCUCCCCUUUGAACUGGAGAUUUACUACAUUCAGCAUGUUAUGCUCUACGUGGUACCCAUCUACCUGCUCUGGAAAGGAGGUGCUUAUACCCCGGAGCCCCUCAGCAGUUUCCGGUGGGCCCUUCUCUCGACUGGCCUCAUGUUCUUUUAUCACUUCAGUGUCUUGCAGAUCCUGGGCCUGGUCACCGAAGUGAAUUUGAACAACAUGCUGUGUCCGGCCAUCUCAGACCCAUUCUACGGCCCCUGGUAUCGCAUCUGGGCCUCGGGACACCAGACUCUCAUGACCAUGACCCACGGGAAGCUGGUCAUCCUGUUCUCAUACAUGGCUGGGCCCUUGUGUAAAUAUCUGCUGGAUUUGCUCCGGCUUCCAGCCAAGAAAAUAGACUGAAGGUGCUUGUGUUUUUUUGUUUUGUUUUGUUUUGGGGUUUUUUUUUUUCUUCUGCCCCUGAGGAAACAAGUCCUGACUUGACUUGGAGGACACCCAGUUCUUGAUGACAUCAUGGGAGAGGGCAGGAGGACGUUUGGUGUGUUUCUUUUUCCUUCCUCUCUGUCCCUUUCUUCCACCACUUUUCCUUCCCCGGCUCUUCCCCCAGGACGGCUCCUGGAGCCUGGGCUGUAGUGCUGGAGCCUGGGCUGUAGUGCUGGAGCCUGGGCGGUAGUCCUGGAGCCUGGGCUGUAGUCCUGGAGCCUGGGCUGUAGUGCUGGAGCCUGGGCGGUAGUCCUGGAGCCUGGGCGGUAGUGCUGGAGCCUGGGCUGUAGUGCUGGAGCCUGGGCGGUAGUGCUGGAGCCUGGGCGGUAGUCCUGGAGCAUGGGCUGUAGUGCUGAGGGCCGCACGUUUCCUCCUUCCCUUUGCCGCUCUCUCCCUGCUCCUCAUGGCCUUAAAUGGCGAGACAGUAGUCAGUGGCUUUCACUCUGCUUGUUGCUGCUUUAACAACAUCUGGUUGAGGAGAAAGGGAACAACAAGCAGUAGUUCUUUUGGCAUCGAAGCGAUGAGAUUGGGCUGUGUUUCAUUUCUCCACUGCCAGGGACCUCCAGGCUUAUGCUGGGGUCCCCUUUUGUCUCCAGCACAGCCCUCACCAUAAGGGGACUGAGGCCUUGUUUCUAUACCAGCGGCAAGCCGAGAGCCAAGGGAUUUCCCAGCUCAUGGCCAAAAGAGAACUGGCCAGAUUCUUCCCACUGGUGUCCCAUGACUCAAAGCAAGCAGCCAGCCAGCCACUCCCUCCAGGAUGCUGCCAGAGGUGGGAGGUGUGGGGCGCUACCCAGCCCAGGGGCUAGAUUCCACUAUUGCAAUGGCAAAUCCAAAGUGCACAAGGUUGAAAUGUCCACAGCUAAUGCUAGGCAUGACCUUGGGUAACUUCUGCUUGAGAGCUGAGAACUGACCCAUAUCCCAAUCAGAAGUGAGCGUAGACAUUAGUCAACAGCAGUGGUAACUUGAGAAAACUGUGAUUUGAAUCAUAUGCUUGCUUUUAGUUUAAUGUUGAUAAUAGAUGACAUUUUAAUUUUGAGUGCCCCUUAAAUGUUCUCUCUCUCUUUUUUAAAGGCAGCUUCAGGGAAGGAUGAGCUAGAGUUGGGUUUUUUGGCUUUGGGGGUUUUGUGUAUUCGCUUGUCCAUUUGCUUUUGGAUGUUUGAGUUCGGAGAAUCCUUGCAUCAGGGCCUGUCUCUGGAGGGACACCUGUGGAUCCGUUUCGUGGUUUUACAGCAUGUAUCGGCAUCCUAGGUUUGGGAAUAUACAGAUCCUGCAGUGCUGUUUCUCUAGGGCCAGGUGUCGUCACUGCGGCCAGACUCAGAGCUGAAUUGUUUAGCGUGGGGGGCAUCACAUGCUCCCCACCCCGAAAGCCCACGUCUGGGUUGAAAGGGAGGUACCAAAAAAAUCAGGUCCCCAUGGGUGGAGGUUCAAGUGCUCUGAAAGGGAGACCUUUUGUUGCAAGGCAGCCUCAGUCAUACGUGGACCUCAAGAAGGGAGGUGGUGCCAUUUGCUGGCUCUUUGUUGGUUCUUACUAAGAAUAGAUUACUUAAUAACAGAAAAGAUAUUUCUGUGACCUCCUCUGAUGGGCCCCCCUCCCUCUCCCACUCUAGGCAACCCAGUUGCCCUGGGCCCAUUCAGUAUUUCAGGUGUUACUGUAUCAGACCUAGAUUGAGUUUCAGUGACUCAGUGGUCAUGAUUUUAGCAAGUGGACCUACAGGAUGGGGAAGAGUCUCUCCUAGCAAGGCGAGGCCCAGGGAAGCAGCCACGGCGGGGCCCAUCCCUUUGCAGAGGUACGCUGGCAGUGAGGUCAUCAAUCCCCAGGGUGUGGGGUUGCAGGAAGGGGGAACACCGAAUGCUCUGGCUCCCCGUGAGCUCCUCAAGAUGCGUAACCUUCAUUUUCUGCCAUCUUUGAGGGUUUGGCCGAAUUUUUCUUAGUGCCUCUCAGCCCUGGGUUGCCCUCCGGAAGAGGCAGCUCUUGAGGGGCUGGAUUCGCCCCGCCCACGGGCUGCGUGUAGGCGUGGCAGAUGAGGUAAGACCUCAGUGCCCCUUGGCCUCUUUGCAAAAGGAAAGGGGCUCUCUUCCUCCCUGUCUCCGUGGCCUGGUGCGGGGUGCCAGUCAGCUCGAGCUUCCCUUGCACUGGCGUGCCUCUAAAAGUUCGCCAUGCUGGCUGGCACUUUUCUGCUGCUUAGAGGGAAAGAAGAAAGUGGAAGCUAUGUGCCUGGCUUGGCCAGGCCAGAGGCAGGUGCACCUGUCCGG